AUGGAGCCACCUGAAGAUGGCAAUUCUAGUUUCGCCAAAGAGCUUUACGGAGAAAGUUUGCAGCUUUCGAAACCUCGCAAUGAUGAUGAUGAUCACAGCCUUGAGAAUUUAGAUGGAUCAUUCUUCGGGAGUUCAGAUGAAGAAACAAGUGAUACUUACCCUCUUAGCAAGGACACAGAGAAGAUGCUUGAGGAAUUCCACAUGAGCGGAUACCGUGAUGGGAUUAUCGCUGGGAAAGAAGCUGCGGCGCAGCAAGGUUACAACAUUGGCUACAAAGAAUCAGUUCUUGAUGGGUACAAGUUUGGUAUUGUUAGAGGUGUCUCCAGUGCGUUGGCUUUCCUCCCAAAUGAGCUAAGAGAGAAGCUGGUUGAUGAACAAGCAACAAGAGAUAAGUUCCAGGAGCUACACAGCUCUGUGCAUGGUCUCUCAACGGAAGCGGCGAUGAAACUGUUUUAUGGAACUCUGACUAGAAAGCAAGGAGAGGAGAAGAGUGGAGAAGACGGGUCUGACUCUGGUCCUAGUCCUAGUCCUAGUCCUAGUCCCGGUUCUGGUUCUGGUUCUGUUUCCGGUUAUGGCGUUGGUGCCCCAACCAACUUGGGAAACUAUGUUACUGAGCUGAGCUCUCUUCUUUACAAAUCUCCUAAGAUUGAAGUUAAAUUGGACAUGUAG
This is a messenger RNA of Microthlaspi erraticum, 669 nucleotides long. The record is from the annotation of a GenBank genome assembly. Lineage: Eukaryota; Viridiplantae; Streptophyta; Magnoliopsida; Brassicales; Brassicaceae.